AAUGCAAUUCGCAAUUUCGCAUUGCUCUGUGACUGUGUUUUUGCUGUGUACAAAUACAUUUCACUCUCGUCUUUUCAAUUUUCCUCCUCUGUUGUAUCAAUGGCGGCGGCAAUUCGAUACUUUGAGUUGAACACUGGUGCUAAGAUGCCGUCAGUGGGUUUGGGAACGUGGCAGUCCGAUCCUGGCGUCGUCGGCCAAGCCGUUGAGAUUGCUAUCAAGGGGGGCUACCGGCAUAUUGAUUGUGCUCGAAUUUACAAGAAUGAAAAGGAGAUUGGUGAAGUUUUGAAGAGGCUGUUUAAAGAUGGUGUUGUCAAGAGGGAAGAGCUCUUCGUUACAUCCAAACUCUGGAACACUGAUCAUGCACCUGAAGAUGUACCAGUGGCACUAAACAAAACUCUUGAAGACUUGCAGCUGGACUACGUUGAUCUGUACCUUAUGCAUUGGCCUGUCAGUAUGAAGCCUGGUUCGACUGACUUUAAACCUGAAAACCUUAUGCCAACCAACAUACCUAGCACAUGGAAAGCAAUGGAAAAACUUUAUGAUUCAGGGAAGGCCAGAGCUAUUGGUGUUAGCAAUUUCUCUACUAAGAAACUGGGAGAUCUUUUGCAAGUAGCUCGUGUUCCUCCUGCUGUGAACCAGGUGGAGUGCCAUCCUUCAUGGCAACAAGCCAAAUUGCGGGAGUUCUGUAAAUCCAAGGGAGUCCACCUCUCUGCCUAUUCGCCGCUUGGUUCUCCAGGUACAACAUGGCUUAAAAGUGAUGUACUAAAGCAGCCAGCUGUAAUCUCAGUUGCUGAGAAAUUGGGCAAGACUCCUGCUCAGGUUUGUCUUCGUUGGGGCAUUCAGAUGGGUCAGAGUGUACUUCCUAAGAGCACACAUGAAGCACGGAUCAAAGAGAAUCUUGAUGUAUUGGACUGGUAUAUACCUGAUGACUUGUUUGCCAAGUUCUCUGAAAUUCCACAGGCAAGGCUGCUGAGAGGCACUUCAUUUGUUCACGAGACUUAUGGCCAGUACAGAACACUUGAAGAGCUAUGGGAUGGUGAGCUCUAAGGUCUCAGUCAGAAUUAACUGUUGAAGAUAGGCAAAUCUCAGUCCAUUUAUCUCAUAGAUCAACCCAUUUAUCUUAUAGAUGUAGGCUUCUUGCAUCUGUCCCUCUACUGCCUGGGUGCUGAAAACCAUUCAAUAAUCUUGCAGAUUCUAACGAAACAUUACUCAAACGUUUGAUUAGCUGGGGUAUACCCCAAAAAUAGCAACUUUCAGUGGUCAUCUUUUAUUAUAUUAGUUAAACGCUUGCUUUAUCGCACUUCAUAUCCCUUUCCUUUUGUUAGGUGGAAGAAGUAAGAACUUAAAUUUCUGCAGCAGCCGUGAAAAGAAAGAAAAUAAGCAGAACAGUAACUGAAGUAUCCAAUUAUUG
Molecule: messenger RNA, 1411 nt
Organism: Nicotiana attenuata
Lineage: Eukaryota; Viridiplantae; Streptophyta; Magnoliopsida; Solanales; Solanaceae
Product: aldo-keto reductase family 4 member C10-like
Exons: 7
Coding region: 100-1047 (315 amino acids)
Cellular component (GO): cytosol
Molecular function (GO): aldose reductase (NADPH) activity
Source: RefSeq, a predicted model, not a curated record